CAAAUACAAUCAGAAAAUCAGCUGUUGCCUGCUAUCGGUAAUCAAAAAAAAACAUUAAAAAUUUAUUUAAGUUAACAUUUUGAGAGGCACUCUUCAAAUUGCAUUCAACCAAUGGAUUCGAACUUGCGUAACCUGAAAGAUUUUCUUACAUUAUACAACAAAGUCACCGAAUUGUGCUUCAAUCGCUGCGUCGAUAAUCUCAGCCAACGUGAACUGUUCGAGCAGGAGACCACCUGCGUGGAUCGAUGUGUGACAAAAUUUGCGCGCUUUAACCAAAAUAUGAUGAAAUCCUAUGUGGAUGUGCAAACGAAAAUCAAUGCCAAGCGCAUGGAAGAAGUGGAGCUACAGAACGCCAAACAAUUGGAGCAACAGCAGCAAGAGGAACGCAUUAAAGAACAGCUUAAGGAGAAAGAGACCACUGGCACAGUACUGACGCCAGCUGCAACGACAGCUAACUUGUCCAUGUAGCAGCGCCAGCAGCAUAUGGAUUG
Molecule: messenger RNA, 491 nt
Organism: Drosophila hydei
Lineage: Eukaryota; Metazoa; Arthropoda; Insecta; Diptera; Drosophilidae
Product: mitochondrial import inner membrane translocase subunit Tim10B
Exons: 3
Coding region: 112-468 (118 amino acids)
Cellular component (GO): mitochondrial intermembrane space chaperone complex
Source: RefSeq, a predicted model, not a curated record